AUGCGCCUGUUCGUUUACAAUUCUACUUGGACAAGCAUCUAUAUCAUUACACAAUUGAAAGAUGAACGAUUAAGCUUCGAACAUCAACUACGGUCAGAAUUGAUCAAUCGACUAUUCGAAAAGCCAUGUCGAGAUAUUCUUGGUAACAAAAAUGUCACCUCAUCGUCAACAAAUUCUUCGUUAACAUCGAACAAAAAUGAUCAUAAUUAUUUAUCUCGAAUUCGUGAAAAUCGUCUGCUGAGAAAACAACUUGAUCAAGAUUUUGAGUUGGGGAAGUUAUCAUUUGAGUCCCAUUCGGUACCCAUCAUUCCUGAUAAAUACAUAGAUUUGUUAGAAACAUGCUAUGAACAAUUCAAGAUUGUUGUGAAAAAUAUUGGAUAUGUUUUGAAUGUGUUGAAGUUGAUACAAGAACAUCAAGCAUCAGUGCAACUUCAACAAGAUGUACAUGUUCAAAUUCAAGCAGCAGAAAACCAUCCAGAUCUUAAAAAUCAUCAACGACAGGUUGUGUCAUCCGUACCAAAUACUAUCCAGUUUGAAAUUCCGUAUCUCUUUUCAAUUGAACUCGUUUGGGAAACUCUUCAACAAGUUCUCAGCGAAGUCUUAAAUGAAUACAUUGACUACAACAACACAUUAGAUACAUCAGCAUUGAAUUCGUUGUUAAUACCGAAUGGAACUGAUUACAACAAUCAUCAUUCAGUUACUGACUUUUCACAAUACUUAACGAAAAGAGCUCCACCCCGUCCACAACAAAUUCCACGUCUCUUCGAAUUCUCUCAAUCAGCACAGUUCAAUUCAUUAACUUCGUAUUUACAAGAUCAGAAUCGCUUUGCUAUCAAACCAGAAACAACAGCAGUUGCCACAGCAUAUAAACAAUAUGUUUGCAAACCAAACUAUCGAAACAUCACUGCUGUUCACGAUAUUCUACAACGAAUCAUCGAAGAUAUCGAUAUGAAUGUCAAACUGCAUGCAACGAAACGUAUUCUUGACAGGAAACUAACUGAAUUCAUUCGUGAUCGAUUCAUUGGUCGUGUCAUCAAAGAUAUUUGUGAAUCUGCUCAGCUGUCUUCCGCAUCAUCUAUUGCUGAUCAAACUCGUCUUGCUGAACUAGUUCCAGUUGUUCUGCAAAAACAACUUCAACUAUCCAUGCCAAUUCUACAAUCCACUUAUCUGAUAUUCAAAUCUUGUGAAGAAUUAUGUGCUCUCGUCAAGUGUCUUCCACCUUAUGCAGAUGACUUUUGUCAGGCUAUCAUCGAUCUUCUAUUCAAACAUCGAGAAUCGAGUAAUAAACUCUUUCUGAGCAUUGUCGAACGAAGUGAUUCACCUGGAACAUCAAUCUAUUCGAAUGAAUGGGUUAAAGACGCCGAUAUCAAUCGACAUCUCCGAACAAUGCCAGCAUUUGAUACAUUUAUCCGAAUGGCGAAACAACAAAACUCCAGCAAUCACGAUAAUCAUCAAGAUGACAACGCCGAUAAUAUUCGAUUUCGUCAAACAAAAGAAACAGAAACUUUGUUGAUCAAUUUCAGCCAAAAUGAAAUGAACUUGGAUGACAUAUGCACGAAUUAUAAACAUGUGAAAUUAUUAGCAAAUAUUCACGAAAGUCUCGACUGGUUAUAUUGUAAAUUAUCGUAUUAUUUUGAUAUUUUGGACAGAUGUCUAAGCGAUACAAAAUAUCUGGAUGCAUUGACACAAACAACAGUUACAUCUGGUUAUUCUUCGCGCACAUUGAAACAAAAUCUUCGUCAAUACGAACAGCUGAAACUGUCUCGUGUUAAUUUGGAAAUCUUCUCCAAUGCAAUGAAAACGACAUUAACAUCGUUGCUAUGA
Messenger RNA from Adineta ricciae, 1824 nucleotides. The record is from the annotation of a GenBank genome assembly. Lineage: Eukaryota; Metazoa; Rotifera; Eurotatoria; Adinetida; Adinetidae.